Messenger RNA from Neoarius graeffei (lesser salmon catfish), 2111 nucleotides. It is a transcript of the gene il1rl1, whose product is annotated as interleukin 1 receptor-like 1. The transcript is spliced from 11 exons. The record is from RefSeq and is a predicted model, not a curated record. Lineage: Eukaryota; Metazoa; Chordata; Actinopteri; Siluriformes; Ariidae. Gene Ontology annotation, biological process: signal transduction. The coding region runs from base 33 to 1655 and encodes 540 amino acids.
UUUGUUUUCUCUCGACUGUAUUAUUUACUCAAAUGAUUGGGGAUGUAGCUACCAUGACAGAGGUGAGGGUGAUUAUUUGCCUCCUGGCUGAACUUGUCAUGACAUCUGCAGCCAUGAACUACUCAGCCCAGUGUGAAAACCUUUCUGAACUACAGACUAUCCGAGUGAUACAGGGAGAAGGACUGAGACAGACCUGCCCCAAUUUGGACUGCAGCAAGGAGACAAACAAUUCGUUUAUAUUUUGGUUCAAAAACUUAAGUGAUGGAAUCCAGCCAAUCACGAUGGAGGAAAAUGAGCGGGUCCAUUACCAUGGUUCUGUCUUGUACUUCCUGCCUUUGAGUCUGAAUGACACAGGCCAUUACAUCACCCAAAGGUGGUAUAAUGCAUCUGAGUGUGAAGAGUUUGAAACUAAAGUUGUCGUCUAUGAGAAGUUUCACACCGAUCAACUAUACAGAAACUUCUCUGAGCAAACAGACAUUCUGCCUCUUGGGUGUCCAGUGUGGCAAAACAAAGGAGAAAACAUCACCUGGUACAAGGAUUUCCAUCUGAUUCCUAACAACUUUGAUGACAAGUAUCAAGUUCACCUCCGAGCAGAAGAAGCUAAAGGGAUCUACACCUGUAUAUGCACAUGGGAACAUCAUGGUCACAUUUACAACACCAGUGGAUCCUUCCAGGUUCAAAGAAAAGUUCCAUCAGUUCGUUUCCCUCCAACCUUUCAAUAUCCCACCAACAACUCUGUGAUGUUUGUGGACCUGGGGGAAGAAGUGAAACUCAACUGCCUGGUGUUCUUUGGUACCAAUAUAGACAAUUGGGGAAGUGUUCACUGGAUGAAGAACAGACUCAUACUGAAGUCGGACGAAAGGGAAGAUGAUGAGGGAAUACUGUCAAGUUUGACAAUUAGUCAUGUUUCAGAGACAGACCUCAAAGUUAAAUAUUGUUGUGAAGCCAUAGAUCUUAAUGAAUGGAAGUCUGUAUGCAUCACCCUCAUGAUCAGAGAAUCACUCCUCCCAGUGACUGUCACAUUUUCAUGCAUGGGUCUGUUCCUUCUGCUGGCUGCUGGAUUGGUGAAGUGGUUCACUGUGGAUCUGAUCUUGUUUUUCAGAAGCUUCAGAAUAAUGCAAUGCAAAAGACAUGAUGGCAAAGUAUAUGAUGCAUAUGUGAUCUAUCAGAAGGAUGACACAGAUGAGGUAACAGGAAGGAAAGUUGCUUAUUUUGUCAGCAAAGUUUUACCAGCUGUAUUGGAGGAUGUCUGUGGCUUUAAACUCUACAUUCAUGGCAGAGAUGACUUACCUGGUGAAGAUUGCACUGAGCUUAUUCAGAUGAGAAUGCAGCAGAGCCGCAGGCUUAUAGCCGUGCUGUCUCCAAGAUUCAGUCAACAUCAAGGGGUCACAAACUCACUCAGUUAUGACUGGCAUGUAGGGCUGCACCAGGUGCUGGUUGAACAAGACCUGAGAGUGAUUCUGAUUCAACUUGGAGAUAUGAAGGAGUAUUCCCAUUUGCCCCUGGGGCUGCAGCAUCUCCUCCAGAAGACUCCACCCCUAAGGUGGGAUGAGGAGAGUGGCCGAGCGACUUGCCCCACCUCCUAUUUUUGGAAGCAGGUGCGCUACAUGAUGCCUGUUCCUCCAUACUCCAGCUCUCGAGGUGUUUACUUUUAAAUCUAAUAAGCACUGUUAAGCAUACUGGAGACACUUCUAUCUGAAAUCCUUAUAACUCACAAUACAGGACAGGAAUAUUAUCAUGUUAGACCAUGUUUGAAUUGUUGUAAGAACAUUUGACUGACAUUCAAUCUUUUAUUUGACAUGAAGCCUGUAUAUGAGUUAUACUAUUUAGCUUUUUUUCUUCCUCAUCAUAGUGGUCCUCUGACUAAAAUACUUAAACAUUUCCUGUAAGCAAUCCUAAAAUUGUAGCAGAAUGCUUUUACUUCAAAUUCUACUUUAAUCUGAGAAAAGUUUAUAGUAGACCAUAGUAACUGUACACUUAGACUUUCAAUAAUGUAAGAUAUAUUAUAGUGUAUGUAUAGAUUUAUACACUGAUCAGCCAUAACAUUGUGAGCACUGACAGGUGAAGUGAAUAUCAUUGCUUAUCUCAUUACAAUGGCAACUGUCAAGGGG